Monopterus albus (swamp eel) is the source of this 3718-nucleotide messenger RNA. RefSeq names its product guanylyl cyclase 2 (gene gc2). Bases 20 to 3208 code for a protein of 1062 amino acids. The transcript has 25 exons. Lineage: Eukaryota; Metazoa; Chordata; Actinopteri; Synbranchiformes; Synbranchidae. The record is from RefSeq and is a predicted model, not a curated record. Gene Ontology annotation, cellular component: plasma membrane. Gene Ontology annotation, molecular function: ATP binding; guanylate cyclase activity; protein kinase activity. Gene Ontology annotation, biological process: receptor guanylyl cyclase signaling pathway; intracellular signal transduction; protein phosphorylation.
CCUGGCCUCCUUGUGUUCAAUGCCAUUCCCAGCAGGGGCAGCCUGGUUUCGGGUCGGGGUGGUGGGACCCUGGGGGUGUGAUCCUCUGUUUGCCAAGGCCCUUCCCAGUGUGGCAGCACAGCUCGCCAUCAACCGCAUCAACAGGGACCCCUCACUGUCCUACGCUGCAACGUUUGACUAUACUGUGCUGCAGGAACCAUGUGAGACAUCGAGGGCUCUGGAGGCAUUUGUGGGUUUCCAUACCAAGGCCUCAGGGUACAUUGGACCAGCCAACCCUGGGUACUGUGAUGCUGCUUCAAUGCUGAGCAAAAGCUGGAACAAAGCAUUGUUUCCUUGGGGCUGUGUUGGCUAUGAGUUGGAUAAUGUUCGGAGCCACCCGACCUUUGCCCACACCAUGGCAAGGCCCACCUGGGUACUGCUUCGUGUCAUGAACUACUUCAGGUGGGCCCACAUCGGCAUCAUCUCUUCCUCAGAGGACAUCUGGGUGGAAACAGCUAUCAAGGUGGCUGACUCUCUGAGAAGCCAUGGUCUGCCGGUCAGACUGGUCAGCUUUAUGGAGAACACACCUCAAGGCAUCAGACGAACUCUGACAAAGGUCCGCAAGAUGAGAGAAAUACGAGUUGUGAUCCUCUGCAUGCACUCAGCACUGAUUGGAGGUGGAGCCCAAAAGCUGCUCUUGGAGAUGGCCUAUGACAUGCAGAUGAUUGACGGCUCCCUGGCCUUUGUGCCCUAUGACACCUUGCUCUACAGCCUGCCAUACCGCAACACGACCUAUCUGACUCUGAAGAGCAACAGCAAACUGUUGAGGGCCUAUGAUGCUGUGCUCACCGUCACCAUUGACUCACCCCAAGUGUCAUUCUAUGAGGCCUAUAGAGAGGCCAUGGACAGGGGAGAGGUGGCAAAGACGCUGAAGCCACAGCAGGUGUCUCCUCUGUUUGGCACCAUCUAUAGCUCGGUCUUCUUCAUGGCUCAUGCGGUGCACCGUGUUUGGCAGUCCAGAGAGGGGAUGUCUGGAGGAAGCCUGGCACAACACACCUGGAACCUGGCCUUCCAGGGCUUUAGCCACCCAAUCAAAACCAAUGGCUCCGGAGCAGCUCUGCUAGACUACCUCAUUCUGGAUACAGACGGACUCUCCUGGGAACUGAAGCCAACAUACAGGAUUGACAUGGAGGCUGGUGUUGUGCGGUUCCUGGGUCGAGACAUCCACUUCCCUCACAGCUAUGGACCGAGGAAGGACUCCAUCUGCUGGUUUACUCCUGGAGUCAUCUGCACAGGGGGUGUGGAUCUCUUCUCAACCAUCAGCAUGUUCCUAGGGACAAUUGCCUUCUUUGUUUUUGCAGUGGCACUGAUUUACUGCAUCAGGAGACGCAUCAAUCAGAUUCAGCUGAUUCGGGGUCCAGACAAGAUAUUAUUGACCCUGGAUGAUGUCACAUUCAUAAAUCCAUUGCUUAGUAACAAGAAGCUGAGUCUGGACAACAGCAGGACCAGUGGCAUGAAAAGUGUGUCAGAGCACAGCGCCACUUCGCCAGUCUCCACCCAAACCCCAGCCACCUACGAGAACUCCAACGUUGUCAUUUAUGAGGGUGAUUGGGCAUGGCUGAAGAGACUUCCUGAUGGGACAUUUAGCAGCCUCAACCCCAAAGCCAGUAAUGUGUUUGAACUGAUGAAAGACAUGCAUCAUGAGAACGUUAACCCCUUCUUGGGGUUCUUUCAUGACUGUGGCGUAUUCGCCAUUGUAACUGAGUUUUGCUCCAGAGGCAGCUUGGAGGACCUGCUGCUGAAUGAAGACUUCAAACUCGACUGGAUGUUCAAAUCUUCACUGCUACUGGAUCUUAUUAAGGGUAUGAAGUACCUCCACCACUGCAGCGUGCCCCAUACUCGUCUGAAGUCCCGUAAUUGUUUGGUGGAUGGGCGUUUUGUUCUAAAGGUCACAGACUAUGGCUACAACAAGGUUCUGGAGGCCCAGAGGUUCCCCUACAUCAAACCACCUGCAGACGAGUUGUUGUGGAUGGCCCCUGAGAUCCUGAGGAGCGGGCAGCCAGGGCUCCACGGGACUCUCUCGGGUGACAUAUACAGCUUCGCCAUCAUCAUGCAGGAGGUGGUGAUCAGAGGGCCUCCGUUCUGCAUGCUGGACCUGUCAUUUCAUGAUAUAAUAGAGAAGCUCUGCAAGCCUCCUCCUCUGUGUCGCCCAGUGGUCAGUCCAGAUUAUGCUCCAUUAGAGUGCAUCCAGCUGAUGAAACAGUGCUGGAAUGAACAGCCGGAGAAGCGACCCAGCUUUGAUGACAUCUUCGAACAGUUUAAGAACAUCAACAAAGGGAAGAAGACAAACAUCAUAGACUCCAUGCUGAGGAUGUUGGAACAGUACUCGUCUAACCUAGAGGAACUGAUCAGAGAGCGAACGGAGGAGCUGGAGAUAGAGAAACAGAAGACGGAGAAGCUGCUAACCCAGAUGCUGCCUCCGUCUGUGGCAGAAGCUUUGAAGGUGGGUGGCAUGGUCAAACCGGAAUAUUUUGACAAUGUCUCACUUUAUUUCAGCGACAUUGUUGGCUUCACCACCAUCUCAGCUAACAGUGAACCCAUUGAGGUGGUCGACCUGCUAAAUGACCUCUACACACUCUUCGACGCCAUCAUAGGACACCAUGAUGUCUACAAGGUGGAGACAAUCGGUGAUGCUUACAUGGUGGCAUCAGGUGUUCCCGUCCCUAACGGCAACCGUCAUGCUGCAGAAAUUGCCAACAUGGCCCUUGACAUCCUGAGCGCUGUGGGAACCUUCAAAAUGAGACAUAUGCCUGAUGUUCCUGUCAGAAUACGCAUAGGCCUGCACACAGGUCCAUGUGUAGCAGGUGUGGUGGGUCUCACCAUGCCUCGCUAUUGUCUGUUUGGAGACACAGUUAACACUGCCUCUCAAAUGGAGUCUAGCGGGAUGCCCUACAGGAUCCAUGUCCACCAGAGUACAGUGAAGGUCCUACGGGAACUAAAUUUUGGCUACAAACUAGAGUUAAGAGGCAGGACAGAAGUCAAGGGGAAAUGGUUAGAAGAUACCUACUGGCUUGUAGGGAGAGAUGGAUUUAACAAACCUCUACCUGUUCCUCCAGAACUCAAGUCUGGGCAAAUGGCCCACGGGUUGCAGAUGGCCGAGAUAGCCCAAUACAAGAAAUUGAAAGCCAAGAAACUUCAAGAAGAACAACUUGCAAAGAAGAAAAACUGAGCUUGUGUUGAGGAGAUGAAAUCUAGUGUGGAACUAUAAAGGCCAGCAAAUGAUGACUCGGCAAAGCAGGGAUCUUCAGAACCUGCCUGUCAGCUGCAGAUGAAUGGAACUAAUCUUUCAUUUAUCUUGCUCCUUCAAUUCCCUGAAGGGAAGAGAACAGAGAAGAGGAGGAAAGGAAACUGAGGUGAGAACAGGGGCAAAUGAAGUGAGGAGCAAAGAGGAAAGUAAAGGAGGCAAGAACAAAGCCGUCUUUUGCUUCCACCUGAUCUUUAUUCUCCACCCUGUGCAUGGAGGAAUUUCAGUUUUGGCUUUGUGAUGUCACCAUUGUGGAUACUGGAAAACAAAAUCUCAACUAAUUACUGCUGUUUAGGUACUUAGUAUUUUAGGCUUGUUUUGCAUUCAAAUGACAGUAGUUAUUUUUAUACUCAAUCUACCAGUUACAUGCUUGAUUAGUAUAAAAUGUAAGAAAAUAACACAAAAGGUCUCAUGUAAUUUCUGAGUUCAAGGUGC